This is a messenger RNA of Meriones unguiculatus (Mongolian gerbil), 2063 nucleotides long. RefSeq names its product kelch domain containing 4 (gene Klhdc4). Gene Ontology annotation, molecular function: protein binding. NCBI's taxonomy places the organism in Eukaryota, Metazoa, Chordata, Mammalia, Rodentia, Muridae. The transcript has 12 exons. Bases 84 to 1856 code for a protein of 590 amino acids. The record is from RefSeq and is a predicted model, not a curated record.
UUAGCGCGCCGCUCGUUUCCGGCUGUGCAGAACUCCACUCACCCUCCUUCCGUUGUGUCCAGUGCUGCUUCAAAACCGGCGCGAUGGGCAAGAAGGGAAAGAAGGAGAAGAAGGGCCGCGGCGCGGAGAAGACGGCCGCCAAGAUGGAGAAGAAGGUGUCCAAGCGUUCGCGGAAGGAGGAGGAAGACCUGGAGGCCCUCAUAGCCCACUUCCAGUCCCUGGACGCCAAAAAGACCCAGGUCACAGAGACUCCGUGUUCUCCACCUUCCCCGCGGUUAAAUGCCUCCCUGUCUGCUCACCCUGAGAAAGAUGAAUUAAUCCUUUUCGGAGGUGAAUAUUUCAAUGGCCAAAAAACCUUCAUGUAUAAUGAACUGUACAUCUACAGUAUCAGGAAGGACACCUGGACAAAAGUUGACAUUCCUGGCCCACCUCCAAGGCGCUGUGCUCAUCAGGCUGUGGUGGUACCUCAGGGUGGUGGGCAGCUGUGGAUCUUCGGUGGGGAAUUUGCAUCUCCCGACGGCGAGCAGUUCUACCAUUACAAGGACCUCUGGGUCCUGCACUUGGCCACCAAGACCUGGGAACAGAUUCGAUCAACUGGGGGGCCUUCAGGUCGGAGUGGACAUCGGAUGGUAGCCUGGAAGCGACAGUUAAUUCUUUUUGGUGGCUUCCAUGAAAGCACAAGGGACUACAUCUACUACAGUGAUGUGUACACCUUCAGUCUGGAUACCUUACUGUGGAGCAAGCUGUCCCCAUCAGGCUCUGGGCCCACGCCCAGGUCAGGCUGCCUGAUGGCUGUCACCCCCCAGGGCAGCAUAGCCGUCUAUGGGGGCUACUCAAAGCAGAGAGUCAAGAAAGAUGUGGACAAAGGCACCCAGCACUCAGACAUGUUCCUGCUGAAGCCUGAGGAAGGGGGAGAAGGCAAAUGGACUUGGACCCGAAUUAACCCUUCAGGGGUCAAGCCUACUGCAAGGUCUGGCUUUUCUGUGGCAGUGGCUCCAAAUCAUCAGAUACUCCUUUUUGGGGGCGUGUGUGAUGAGGAGGAGGAGGAGAGCCUGGAGGGCUCUUUCUUCAGUGACCUGUAUGUCUACGAUGCCAGCAGGAGUCGCUGGUUUGCAGCACAGCUGAAGGGCCCCAAGUCGGAGAAGAAGAAACGGAGGCGGGGCAAAGUAGAGGAGCAUGAAGAUGCCACUGAACAGGAGAAUGGGGGGACCAGUGCCCCAGAGCCGCUGGAGGUGAUAAAAGAGGUGGUGACCGAAGAUGGGACAGUGAUCACCAUUAAACAAAUGCUUGCUCCCUCUGGGUUGGUGGUGCGACCCUCACCUAAGGCUGAAGACAAUGCAGUGGAGACUAGCAGCACUGGGCAGGAGCCAUGUCCACGUUCCAAUGCCAUGCUGGCUGUCAAGCACGGACUGCUCUAUGUCUAUGGUGGCAUGUUUGAAGCUGGUGACCGCCAGGUGACCCUUAGUGACCUCUACUGCCUUGACCUUCACAAGAUGGAAGAAUGGAAAACCUUAGUAGAGAUGGAUCCAAAAUCACAGGAAUGGCUGGAGGACACAGACUCCGAUGAAGAGGACAGCAGCUCGGAUGAAGAGGGUGCAGAGGGGGGAGGUGAAGACCAGGAAGAGGACAGUAUGGAGGACAGUGCUGAGGAGGGAGCAGAUCCACAGCACCCUGAGGUGGCGUCUGGGGAGCAGUAUGAAGAGUACCUGACCCGGACUGAGCAGUACUGGCUGAAGCUUGCCCGGAACCACAUGGGGCACGAUGCAAAGGAGAAGAAAGUGUUCAAAGUAGCCCAGGCCAUGGCAAAAACAUUCUUUGAUGAUACAGUUGAAGACACGGCACAGGCCAAACAUUAGACUGAGCGAUGGCUUCACCAGGCAGAGGAGAGGCCCUGCAGAGUUUGUCCUCUGUGGAGCCCUGCAUGUCAGGAGAAUGAUGAGGGCUUCACUGCCUUCACAAUGGCUGCUGUCCGUACCGAGGGAAGGUUAGCGUGACCUGUGGAUGUGAGGGACCCAUAGGAUGUGUGUUUCUGUCCUAAUAAAACAGGGCUGUGUGCUCUCUAA